GCCCCGCGACGCUUCCUGAUUGGCUGCCGGGCUCCGCCAAUCAGCGCGCGCGGCGUUCCCGCCGUUGCUGUGGGGACGGCGCGGCCGCCGGAGGGGGCGGAGCGGCCCUGAUGGGGAUCCAUGCAAAUUUAUGUAAAUGAGCGGCGGGAGCACCGCCCUGAAUAUUCAUGAGGCGCUGAGGGAGGCCGCAGACCCGCCCGGGUGUCGGCCCCGCCCGGCCGGCCAUGCCCGGGGCCGCGGUGUCGCCGGUGUCGCCGGUGUCGCGCGCGGCGCUGCCGCUGUUCCCGGCGCUGCCGGCGGGGCUGCUGUGCCUGCCGGGGCUGCUCUUCUUCCCGGGGCUCUUCCUGCUGGCCCGCCGCGCGCUGGCCUCCAUCGCCGGCUGUCCCCAGAGCCGCGCCACCGUGCUGGCCGCCAGGCUGGUGUCCUCGGUGCAGGCCGUGAUGGCCUCCACGGCCGGGUACAUCAUCUCCAGCUCCUGCCAGCACGUCAUCGAUGACCAGCACUGGCUGGCCGCCGCCUACCCGCCCUUCGCCGUGCCCUACUUCGUGUACGACGUGUACGCCAUGUACCUGUGCCACCUGCAGCGCGCCCAGGUGAAGGGGCACGGGCAGGGCGGCCCCGCCCCGCGCGCCGCCGCCGCCUUCCUGCGCCAGGAGCUGCUCAUGGUGCUGCACCACGCGGCCAUGGUGCUCGUCUGCUUCCCCGUGGCCACCCUGUGGCGGCAGGGCAAGGGCGAUUUCUUCCUGGGCUGUCUCCUGAUGGCCGAGCUGAGCACGCCCUUCGUGUGCCUGGGCAAGGUCCUCAUCCUGCUGCGGCGGCAGCACACGGCGCUGCACAAGCUCAACGGGCUGGCGCUGCUGGUGACCUUCCUGGGCUGCCGCGUGCUGCUCUUCCCCUACCUGUACUGGGCCUACGGGCGGCAGCGCGGGCUGGCGCUGCUGCGCGUGCCGGCCGCGCUGCCCCCGGCCUACAACGCCGCCGCCGCCGCGCUGGCGGCGCCGCAGCUCUACUGGUUCGGCCUCAUCUGCCGCGGCGCCUGGCGGCUCUUCCGGCCCGCGGGGACCCCGCCCCGGCCGCCCUGAGGGGACGAGC
This is a messenger RNA of Vidua macroura (Pin-tailed whydah), 1092 nucleotides long. It is a transcript of the gene TLCD3B, whose product is annotated as TLC domain containing 3B. Lineage: Eukaryota; Metazoa; Chordata; Aves; Passeriformes; Viduidae. The transcript has 6 exons. The record is from RefSeq and is a predicted model, not a curated record. Bases 225 to 1082 code for a protein of 285 amino acids. Gene Ontology annotation, cellular component: endoplasmic reticulum; membrane. Gene Ontology annotation, biological process: ceramide biosynthetic process; lipid homeostasis. Gene Ontology annotation, molecular function: sphingosine N-acyltransferase activity.